Arabis nemorensis is the source of this 801-nucleotide messenger RNA. Lineage: Eukaryota; Viridiplantae; Streptophyta; Magnoliopsida; Brassicales; Brassicaceae. The record is from the annotation of a GenBank genome assembly.
AUGACAUUCUCAAAACAAAUAUUCUCUUUAUUCUUCCUCCUCUUCUUCCCUCUCCGACACGCCUCAAACCCUAGAAACGGUUCUUCAAACCCAAUUAGAUGUGGACCCUUAGAAGUCCCCAUUCGUUUCCCUUUCUGCGACCACGCGGGAUUCAAUCUCCAUUGCAACGAUCUCAAUAAAACAGUCCUCGAACUUCCAAUGUCCGGAACAUUUCUUGUCCAGGAUAUCGACUACAUAAACCAACAGAUUUAUAUCAAAGAUCCUGAAAAUUGUUGGCCUAAACGGCUAUCAACCUUUAAUAUUUCAGGAUCUCCUUUCUUUCAUCGCUAUGAUAUGUUCUACACGUUGUUGGCUUGUCCUAAUGAGGUCGUGUCGCCGUCUUGGUAUCCGUCCAUUCGUUGCCUAAACACUUCAACUUCCACCUUCUUCGCCACCAAUAAUUCUGAUCUCGCAAAGUCUAUGCUUCCUUCUUGUAAGAUCGUGGAGAUAUUGCAUGUUCGGGCUAAUUCGCGGUUCAAAGAAAUAGGAUUCUCGAGUUACCUCAACAGUCGAAGCCUCACGUUGGAGUGGAACUCACCUAAUUGCAAAGAUUGUGAGGUAGAUAACUUGAGAUGUGGAUUCAAGAACAAGACCUCCCUCGAAGUCGAAUGCUUUGAUGCUAAGAAACCCGGUACGGACUCAAUUGGGUUUUUAUGUUGUUCUUCUUAUUUCCUUAUGAUCCAAGAAAACUCCAUUUAUGCUACGGAUGAAGAAGAGGUUGCCUGUUUUGGAUGGAAAAUUUCAACUCCAAGUAAUCUUUAG